CAAGCGGAUAUGGGAAAGGGAAGAUGAGGGGCAUCUCUGGCACCCUUGCUUACCAAGGAAAUAGAAAGAGAUAAGAUAUAACAAACAACACAUUGCUGUACCAUUUUUUAAUAUUUUACAAGUCUGGAAAAUAAUAGAAAGAGGGAAAGGGGGAAACGCAGACGGGCCUACGAAUAGCGAAGGCAAAGCGCAGCUCAAUUUGCAGGAUCCUUCCUUAUUUCUUCAAUCUUAGAUUCAUCCCCCCUACUACUCUCAAUAACAACAAGUUGGUAGGAGGAUUGGGAAUCGCGGGGAGUUAAUUAAUCCGGCGACCAAACUAUAAUCAUGGCAUCAUCUCAUGGGAAGUCGAAUUCUGCCGAUAACAAGGUCUCAAAAACCGACUCUUCUUCCUCAGAGUCACAGCCUGGCCAAAGAAGGGCUCCUUCUGGGACUGGGACGAGUUUUCCUGCAAAUCCAUUUGACUUCUCUGCGAUGUCUGGAUUGCUUAAUGAUCCAAGCAUCAAGGAGUUAGCAGAACAGAUAGCAAAGGAUCCAUCCUUUAACCAGAUGGCAGAGGUGCUUCAGAAAAGUGUUCAAGGAGCAGGACAAGAUGGCAUCCCUCAAUUGGACACACAGCAAUACUUCUCUACAAUGCAGCAAGUAAUGCAAAAUCCUCAGUUUAUGACCAUGACUGAACGUCUUGGCAAUGCUCUUAUGCAGGAUCCUUCCAUGUCUGGUAUGCUGGAAAGUUUGACUAAUCCAGCUCAGAAAGAACAACUAGAGGAACGUAUGUCUCGUGUCAGGGAAGAUCCAUCAUUAAAGCAUAUUAUAGAAGAAAUUGAGACCGGUGGUCCUGCUGCAAUGAUGAGGUAUUGGAAUGAUCCUGAGGUCCUUUCAAAGUUAGGUCAAGCUAUGGGAAUUGGGGCUGCCGGAGAGGCUGCAACUUCAACCGAACAAUCUGGACCGGAAGAAGCUGAAGAAGAAGGUGGCUACGAGGACGAAUCUACUGUGCAUCACACUGCAAGUGUUGGUGAUGUGGAGGGCUUGAAGAGUGCAUUGGCUGCUGGUGCAGACAAAGAUGAAGAAGAUUCAGAGGGUAGGACAGCAUUGCAUUUUGCUUGUGGAUAUGGCGAGGUGAAAUGUGCCCAGAUUCUACUUGAAGCCGGUGCUGCUGUUGACGCUCUAGACAAGAAUAAGAACACUGCUCUUCACUAUGCUGCUGGCUAUGGUCGCAAGGAGUGCGUAGAGCUCCUCCUCAAGAGUGGUGCAGCUGUGACCCUGCAAAACUUGGAUGGAAAGAGUCCCAUAGAUGUUGCCAAGCUCAACAAUCAGCAAGAAGUCCUCAAGCUGCUAGAGAAAGACGCGUUCCUAUAAAUAUCUCUUGUGAAAUUUGUCUUCUCGAAACCAUUGCUUCCUGCUUUGUGUCUCUCUGCAGGGCAUGGAGCAAAUCAUUUUACAUUAAAUUAGUAUUUGUGCUUCUGUUUUUGGGUUGGCUUGCUUUUUAAGGAUAAAUGUAUGGGGUGCGCUCUCACCUUCAGUUGAUGGUCUCAAUCAGGUGCUUCAUGUAGGCAGUUGACAGACAUGUAAGGAAAGCAAGUUCUCACUGAACAUCAUGUAGGUAAACGCGGUUAUUGCCCCUAGCAAACGGUGUGAGUGUACCCCAUUGUUUCAAAUGGAAUUAAGCUAUGAUUCUGGUUAAAAUUUCGCA
Amborella trichopoda is the source of this 1687-nucleotide messenger RNA. Its product is annotated as ankyrin repeat domain-containing protein 2B. Lineage: Eukaryota; Viridiplantae; Streptophyta; Magnoliopsida; Amborellales; Amborellaceae. The record is from RefSeq and is a predicted model, not a curated record. Gene Ontology annotation, molecular function: protein binding.